AUGUCGACGUCGACAUCGGCACUUCAGCUUUCCUCAAUUUCUCUCCAGCAGCUGUAUGACCUACUUCAGCCAAUAACAGUCCCCAAUACUUCUCCCAAUGCCAAGUUCACCAAUUGGAGCGGCACUUUCACUUGUUCCCCACUCGCGGUCUUCGAACCAGAGACGGAACUUCAAUGCGAGCUCAUUCUGGAGCUUGCACGACGUGAAGGCAGAGUAGUCCGAGCAGUCGGAGUAGGACAUAGCCCCAGUGACCUCGCCUGUACCACUGGCUACAUGCUACGCACCACCAAGCUCGACAAACUUUUGGAGGUUCAUGCAGAUAAAAGAUAUAUCAUUGCUCAGGCCGGAAUUACACUUGAUGCACUGCAUGCCGAACUCACAAGCCAUGGUCUCGCGAUGAUCAAUGUCGGCUCAAUCUCCGAUCAGACGUUGGGCGGUAUCGUUACGACCGCUACCCACGGAACUGGCAUCAAGUAUGGCGUUAUUUCUACGCAUGUCAUGGGACUGUCGUUGUUGCUGGCGGAUGGAUCUCGUGUGUUCUGUUCUCCCCAAGAGAGGCCCGAUCUUUUCACAGCAUCAAUAUGCGGAUUGGGCAGCACGGGCCUUAUCUUGGCGGUUACCCUUGAGGUGGAGCCCGCGUUUCGCCUCAAAGAGGUUCAACAAACCUUCCAGUUUCAUGAAUGCGUGCGGAGCUUGGAUAGCCUUGUCACUGCCUCCGAACAUGUUCGGUUCUGGUGGUUUCCAGCUGCGGAUACCAUGCGGAUUAGUUCAGCCGAUCGUACCGUAGAGCCAGUUAAACCGGCAGGAAGCUGGCUCUGGCAUUCGUUGAUCGGCUUUCACGUGGUGCAGUUUCUACUUUUUGUGGCAAGAUUCAUUUUGCCACUGAACAUCUUCAUUGGUCGAUUCGCGUCAUGGCUGGUCAGCACCAAAGUUAUUGCGAUUGAUGAUAGCUUCCGUAUCUUUAACAUGGAAUGCAGAUAUCCGCAACAUACUACCGAAUGGGCUAUCCCCUACGAAAAUACGAAAUCCUGUCUUCAUGAUUUACAUGAUUGGCUGAUGCGCGAGUUCUCUGACCCAAAUGGUCUCCGCCCUCAUUUCCCUAUCGAAGUGCGAUUCUCUGACAGUGACGACAUCUGGCUAAGUCCCAGUAACGGACAGAAAACUUGUUGGAUUGGGAUUAUCCAAUAUAAACCUUAUGGUUUCGAGGUCCCGUACAGGUUGCUGUUUGAGCGUUUUGAAGCCAUUUUGUGCCGUCAUGGUGGUCGACCUCAUUGGGCCAAGGCACAUCACCUCCGUCCGGAGACACUUCGCAGAUUGUAUCCUCGAUUCGACGACUUCACCCGCGUACUUGGGUCGGUCGACCCUCGUGGGAUGUUUCGCAAUGAGUAUGUGGAACGCCACAUAUUUGGCAAGACAGGCCCUGAGUACCACAACAGAGUGUUCAAGCGUCAUGCCCCUUCACGAUAA
Suillus plorans is the source of this 1467-nucleotide messenger RNA. Its product is annotated as L-gulonolactone D-arabinono-1,4-lactone oxidase. Gene Ontology annotation, molecular function: D-arabinono-1,4-lactone oxidase activity; FAD binding. Lineage: Eukaryota; Fungi; Basidiomycota; Agaricomycetes; Boletales; Suillaceae. Gene Ontology annotation, cellular component: mitochondrion; membrane. The record is from RefSeq and is a predicted model, not a curated record. The transcript is spliced from 5 exons. Bases 1 to 1467 code for a protein of 488 amino acids.